AUGGUAGUCUUGGCUGCUUCUAUAUGUACCCGUGGUGGUAAACCAUUACUUUCAAGACAAUUCAGAGACAUUUCAAAGGACAGAAUCACGGCAUUAUUGGCCAACUUCCCUAGUUUAAUUUCCAACACUUCAAGCCAACACACCACGGUUGAGGAUGAAAAUGUGAGAUAUGUCUACCAACCAUUGGAGGAAUUCUAUAUCGUGUUGAUAUCCAACAAGACAUCCAACAUUUUACAAGAUAUUGAUACGUUGCAUUUAUUUGCUUCGGCCGUGAGUAACUUGUUGCGCAAUGUUGAUGAACGAGAAAUUUUUGAUUGUGCAUUUGACAUCAUUGAUGCAUUUGAUGAAAUUAUUAAUAUGGGAUAUAAGGAGAAUUUGACCAUUAGUCAAGUGCAAACGUUUUUGGAAAUGCAUUCACACGAGGAAAAAAUCCAGGAAAUUAUUGAAAGAAAUAAGGAGUUUGAAGCUGCUGAAGAGCGGAAAAGAAGAGCUAAAGAGAUUCAAAGAAAAGAAUUGGCUAAUAGAAACAACGAUGAUUUUGGUCUGAGAUUUGGUGUAGGUGGUGGAGCUGGUGGUCCAUCAUCUUAUUCAAGCAUGAACCAACCGGCAGUACAACCAGUUUAUCAACCACCUUUACCUAUUGAAACUGAGAAGGAGAGUAAAUCCACAUUCAGUUCGAGACCAAGAGGUGGUGGACUACAAUUGGGUAAAAAAGCAAGUAAGCCAAUUGCACCAGUUAAUGAGCCAUUGUUGAGUAACCAACCAGCCUUCAAUAAGCCUUUCUCUUCAGCCUCAGCUACUCCAACACAGUAUCAACAAUCAGCACCUGCAUCCAAGACUGCCUCUCCUGUACCACAAAUUCCAAAAGUGCCCAAUAACGGUAUCCUAGUUACGGUCAACGAAAAGGUGAAUGCUCGCUUAACGCGUGAAGGAUCGGUUAUCUCCUCUGAAGUCAAGGGUGAUUUGCAAUUGAGAAUUAAUGACCAGUCCUUAGCAAAUGCAAAGAUAUUGUUGAAAAUUGGCGACAAGGCGGAUAAAAAACAAUACAAGACGCACCCUAAUGUCGACCGUAGCUUGUUCCAGAACGAUAGUAUAUUAACCGUCAAGGACAAAUCGAAAACGUUCCCAUCCAAUGACCAAGCAUUGGGAGUUUUAAGAUGGAGGUAUGUGGGGAAGCAAGAUGAUUUGACGUCGAUCCCCCUCUUGAUCACCGCUUGGGUCACUAUUGAUGAUAAUUCCACGGCUCAAGUCACGCUAGAGUACGAAUUGACAUCCGAUUUCACAUCAUCGCAUCCAAAUGAAGUGUUCAAAGUGGAGAAUGUCAAGGUCUUGAUUCCCAUUGUCAGUCAUGAUGUCGUGUUGCAAGAAGGCAACGAUGACAUAUCGUAUGACAUUUUAGACCAGACGGGAAUUGUAUUCAAUAUUGGUUCAAUCGCCCUCGAUGACCCCCAAGGCUCGUUUGAGUUUACUGUCCCCGUUGAUGGUGGCGAUGAGGAGUCUUUGUUCCCCUUGGAAGUGCAAUUUGAUAUAAAUAAUGUCGAUUUGGUUGAGAGUGAUGUUUCGUUGGGUGGUGUCUCCAUAGUUGACAUUGUUUCAAAUGACGAAGAAGAAAAAUCUUUGCCAUUUGAUUUACACGCCAAUGUCAUUUCAGAAAGUUAUAUAAUAGAGUAG
This is a messenger RNA of Lodderomyces margitis, 1671 nucleotides long. RefSeq names its product coatomer subunit delta (gene RET2). The record is from RefSeq and is a predicted model, not a curated record. Gene Ontology annotation, cellular component: COPI vesicle coat; cytosol. Lineage: Eukaryota; Fungi; Ascomycota; Pichiomycetes; Serinales; Debaryomycetaceae. The transcript has a single exon. Gene Ontology annotation, biological process: retrograde vesicle-mediated transport, Golgi to endoplasmic reticulum; Golgi localization; endoplasmic reticulum to Golgi vesicle-mediated transport. Bases 1 to 1671 code for a protein of 556 amino acids.